Molecule: messenger RNA, 693 nt
Organism: Geodia barretti
Lineage: Eukaryota; Metazoa; Porifera; Demospongiae; Tetractinellida; Geodiidae
Source: the annotation of a GenBank genome assembly
AUGCCCGAUAGUUUGGAUCAAAUCGUAGAAUCCUCCGAAGCGGAACGGCUGGCCACCGGGUUCGAGUUCACCGAAGGGCCCCUAUGGCAUCCGGAUGGCUACCUGUUGUUCGUGAACAACCGAAUCAACGUCAUCUAUCGCCUGACGCCCGGCGGCGAGCCCGAGGUCAUACGGGAAAACAGCGGGGCCGCCAAUGGUCUGACCUUCGACCUCCAGGGCCGUCUGAUAAUGUGCGAAGGGGACAACCGGCAGAUAACCCGUUGGGAACCCGACGGGUCCAUCACCGUAAUCGCCGACCGCUGGGAGGGCAAGCGGCUACACCGGCCCAACGAUGUGGUGUGCCGCUCCGACGGAAGCAUCUACUUCACCAGCCCCGGCCUUCGCCUGCCCCCGGAAGAGCGGGAAAUCGACUUCCACGGCAUCCACCGCAUCGCGCCCGACGGCACGGUGACCGCCGUGAUCACCGACCUGGAAUCGCCCAACGGCCUGGCCUUCUCUCCCGACGAAACUAUCCUGUACGCCGACAACACCCGCCGCGGCGACGAAUGUGCCGCGGAGAAGGAGCGGGGGGAGGUUUGUACUCACCAGUACAUCCGGGCCUACGACGUGGCCCCAGAUGGCUCGGUGAGCAAUAGUCGGCUGUUCGCCAACAUGCACUCGGCGGAGGACGGCGUCCCCGAUGGGAUAAGGUGA